Molecule: messenger RNA, 2351 nt
Organism: Umbelopsis ramanniana AG
Lineage: Eukaryota; Fungi; Mucoromycota; Umbelopsidomycetes; Umbelopsidales; Umbelopsidaceae
Exons: 1
Coding region: 280-2217 (645 amino acids)
Biological process (GO): protein refolding; cellular response to unfolded protein; vesicle-mediated transport
Cellular component (GO): cytosol; cytoplasm; nucleus
Molecular function (GO): heat shock protein binding; ATP-dependent protein folding chaperone; ATP hydrolysis activity
Source: RefSeq, a predicted model, not a curated record
CAAAGGGAUUAUUCAUGAACAUCACUGUGAAUUUUACUAGCGUUAUCUAGUCAUCACUAGUGAAAGACGUCCGGGUGCAGCUAGCUGGUUCCAGUAGCGCAUAGCAGCGUCUAGAAAUUUUUCGAAAUUUUUACUGGUGGGUUCCAGAAGAAGAAAUUGCUCGAAAGUUCGGCCUCCGGAGUAAUAUUUUUUUGAUAUAAAUAAGACAUCAUAUCGCAAGGGUGAAAUUUCCCAUCACUUGUCUUUUAAUCUUCUCUCGCAUUAAACGCCUACUAGAAAAUGACAAAAGCUGUUGGUAUCGAUUUAGGAACAACCUACUCUUGCGUUGGCGUUUGGCAAAACGACCGCGUUGAAAUUAUCGCCAACGAUCAAGGAAACCGCACUACUCCAUCCUACGUCGCCUUUACAGACUCUGAACGUCUUAUUGGUGAUGCCGCAAAGAACCAAGUGGCCAUGAAUCCCCACAACACCGUGUUUGACGCUAAGCGUUUGAUCGGUCGCCGUUUCAAUGAUGCCGAAGUUCAGUCCGACAUGAAGCACUGGCCAUUCAAGGUUAUUGACAAGGACGGCAAGCCCAUCGUCCAAAUUGAACACAAGGGUGAAAAGAAGACUUUCACUCCCGAAGAAAUCUCCUCCAUGGUCCUGGUCAAGAUGAGAGAAGUUUCUGAAGCUUACCUUGGUGGCAAGGUGGACUCUGCAGUUAUCACUGUCCCAGCUUACUUUAAUGAUUCUCAACGUCAAGCUACCAAGGACGCUGGUCUUAUUGCUGGUCUCAACGUUCUCCGUAUCAUCAACGAACCCACUGCCGCUGCUAUUGCCUAUGGUUUGGACAAACAACCCAAGGGUGAACGCAACGUUUUGAUUUUCGAUCUUGGUGGUGGUACUUUUGAUGUGUCUCUUCUGACCAUCGAAGACGGUAUCUUUGAAGUUAAGGCUACUGCUGGUGAUACUCAUCUUGGUGGUGAAGAUUUCGACAACCGUUUGGUGAACCACUUUGUUCAAGAAUUCAAGCGCAAGUACAAGAAGGAUAUCUCUGACAACCCAAGAGCCUUGAGACGUCUUCGUACUGCUUGCGAACGUGCCAAGCGUACUCUCUCUGCUUCCACUCAAACCUCUUUGGAAAUCGAUUCUUUGUAUGAAGGUAUCGAUUUCUAUACCUCCCUCACUCGUGCUCGCUUUGAGGAACUUUGCCAAGAUCUUUUCCGUUCAACUAUGGACCCUGUAGAGAAGGUACUUCGUGAUUCCAAGAUCGACAAGGCUUCUGUUCACGAUAUUGUCCUUGUUGGUGGUUCUACUCGUAUCCCCAAGAUCCAGAAACUUGUUUCCGACUUCUUCAAUGGCAAGGAGCCCAACAAGUCCAUCAACCCCGAUGAAGCCGUCGCUUACGGUGCCGCUGUCCAAGCUGCUAUCUUGACUGGUGACACCUCUGAGAAGACUCAAGAUCUCCUUCUUCUCGAUGUUUCCCCACUCUCUCUUGGUAUCGAAACUGCUGGCGGUGUUAUGACUGCUCUUAUCAAGCGUAACACCACUGUUCCUACCAAGAAGUCCGAAAUCUUCUCUACUUACGCUGAUAACCAGCCUGGUGUACUCAUCCAAGUUUACGAAGGUGAACGUGCCAGAACCAAGGAUAACAAUCUUCUUGGCAAGUUCGAACUCACUGGUAUCCCCCCUGCUCCCCGUGGUGUACCCCAGGUUGAAGUCACAUUCGAUAUCGAUGCAAACGGUAUCUUGAACGUCAGCGCAGUUGACAAGACCACUGGCAAGUCAAGCAAGAUCACCAUCACUAACGACAAGGGUCGUCUCUCCAAGGAGGAUAUUGAACGCAUGGUUUCUGAUGCUGAAAAGUACAAGGCUGAAGAUGAAGAAGUGGCUGCUAAGAUCUCUGCUCGCAACGGUCUCGAGUCCUACGCAUACAAUCUCCGUAACACUCUUCAAGAUGAAAAUGUUGGAGGCAAGCUCGAAGAAGCUGACAAGACCAAGCUCAAGGAAGCUGUCGAUGAAGCAAUCAAGUGGCUCGACGAAUCUCAAGAAGCUUCCAAGGACGAAUACGAGUCUCGCCAGAAGGAACUCGAGGAGGUUGCCAACCCCAUCAUGAUGAAGAUUUACGGUCAAGGUGCUGGUGCCGGUGGUGCUCCAGGCGGUGCUCCUGGUGGAUUCCCACCUGGUGCUGGUGGUGACGCUGCACCUGAAGGUCCUACAGUGGAGGAAGUCGAUUAAAUCUUUUAGACGUUAUCUCUACGAAGCGUACGAUUAAAUCAGUUGUACAUAUUUGAAAACCUUGUAUAUGGAACAUUUUAUUGGAAGUGAAAAAUAAAACAUAUUGUAUUAAAAAUAACAUUCUAAACCUGAGA